UAGCUGUCUUCUCGACCAGUGUAAUCUAAGGAAUUAAUCGUUAUACAGGACUAUACACCUGCAACACGUACCCAGAACCGUGGAGCGUGACUCCCGCUGGAUGUACCGUUGAGCGGAGUGACGCGGGUCGGUGUGCGGGCGAAUAGAGCCGUGGCUGAGCAAACGCACAAAGUCCAAAUUCCAUCUCCCUUUCCGUGUCCCGGUGCCUCUUCCCGCCCCAUAACGGAGAUGUUGUUCCUCGGAAUACUGCUCAGCAUCUUCAUACAAGAUGUGGUCACCUCCUUGCGGCCCCUCCCCCCGGGCAUUAUGGACUGUGUGGAGGCAGAGAGUGGGUGUGAAGCAGAUCCCCAGUGUAAGGAGCUGUACAGCACCUUGCGGUACUGUGUGUCCGAGGAGGAGGUGGCUCCGCCGGGGAGCAAGGCCAGGAUAGAGUGCCUGGAGGCCUUGAGCGCCCUGCACUACCUCCCCCUGUUGGCCUGCAAGUGUCAGCGCGGCGCACGCAGAGAGGAGCACUGCCUUCGAGUCUACUGGAGUGUCAGGAUCCUGCAGAGUUAUGAGGACUUGGAGGCGUCUCCCUAUGAUGACUCGCCAGUGGAAAUGUCUCACAUGGCCUCCAUAGUGGCAGCAGCCUCCUCUCUUCCUCUAGAUGGACAGAACGCGUGUCUGAAGGCAGCCCAGGACUGUGGUCUGUAUGAGAAAUGCGGGUCCCUGAGGUCUGAGUACGUCCUGGCCUGCACUAAGCGCGUCCCAGGCUCGGACCACUGCAACAGGCAGAAGUGCCACCGGGCGCUGCGGCGCUUCCUGGAGCGCGUCCCGGGGGAGUACAGCCUGGGGUUGCUGUUCUGCCCCUGUACUGACAAACUGUGUGGGGAGAGACGCAGGAAGACCAUCGUCCCUUCCUGUUCCUACCAGGAGAGAGACGGGGAACAGCCCAACUGUAUGCAUCUGCAGAGCUCCUGCAGGAGGGACCAACUCUGCAGGUCCAGACUGGCUGAUUUCCAGCAUAACUGCCAGUCCUCCGGCCAUUCCCCAUCUGGCUGUUUCAGAGAUAGUGGAACAGUGUGCCUCAAAUCCUACGCCGGACUCAUCGGCACCAUCAUGACCCCCAACUACCUUAGCAACAGCACUAUGGACGUGGCCCUGUGGUGCAAUUGUGAGGGCAGUGGCAACCAAUGGAAGGAGUGCCUGAAGAUCCAGAACAUGUUCACCAAUAAUGCCUGUCUGGAGAACUCCAUAAGUACCAUGGGUAGCUCCCCCCCUCGACCAGUGGAGAGCCUUCUUCCCCCUUCCCCUCGCCCCUCCCCCCUGGACCAGCAGAACAAGCUCAGCAACAACGCCCAGGAUGAGCUCAGCAACAACGCUGUGGAGCAGAGUGAGGAAGAGGAGGAUGAGGAAGAGGAGGAGGGGGGGCAGUUUGACGUGAUCCCUCUCUAUGCUGAGAAGGCCACGGUGUCCAAUCUGGGUUCUGGGGGUGGGGGGGUGUCCCCCCGUCUGUCCUCAGCCCCCCCUCCCUCCCUGCUGCUGCUCCUUCUGCUACUGUCUGCCUCUCUGAGCUGGGGGUCCUAAAGCAUCAGCUCUCUACUGUAGCACAGCCCUGCUGCCACAGCUCUGUUGCCACAGCCCUGCUGCCACAGCUCUGCUGCCACAGCCAGACACACAGUGGAGGAUGACAGAGCAGCAUCCUUAGAGUUUCUGAUAGUUUAAACAAAUAACAAAAGAAACAAAAUCAGAAAGGCUUAUUUGACCUCAACCCUUCCUAAUCUCCUCCUUUAACGCCACACCUGUAACACACGCAUUCGUUGAUUGUAUUCAUGCAUACGCUCAGUGUUUCUGUGUGAAGUGUUUCUGUGUGAAGUGUUUCUGUGUGAAGUGUUUCUGUGUGUGAACAACCAGUUUUCUAUGCUCUAUACCUGCCCUGUCCUGCUUUCACAUUCAUAAUCACCUCUCAUCUUCAAUAAUCACCCAUCUUUAAUUGAUAGUACUGUACUGCAUACUCAUUAAAAUGUCAAUGCCAGGUGUGUACGCCAUUAUUUAUUUAUGCAUCCACGCAGUAAUUACCACCAACAAUGUCAUGUUGUAUUGAGUGUAUAUAUCGGCCAUCGGGAUGACUUAGUGUGGGGCUGUUCGUGUGUUGGACAUGGCUGUUCGUGUCUUGGACAUGGCUGUUCGUGUCUUGGACAUGGCUGUUCGUGUCUUGGACAUGGGGAUGACUCUUGUCAGGUCAGAGGAUGCUCAAUGGUUACAAUGUUUUCCUGCUGCGCCUGUACUCAGCACUGUCUGUCUGUCUGUCUGUCUGUCUGUCUGUCUGUCUGUCUGUCUGUCUGUCUGUCUGUCUGUCUGUCUGUCUGUCUGUCUGUCUGUCUGUCUGUCUGUCUGUCUGUCUGUCUGUCUGUCUGUCUGUCUGUCUGUCUUUCUGUCUGUCUGUCUGUCUGUCUGUCUGUCUGUCUGUCUGUCUGUGGUGAUUCUUUGUCUCUGCCUCUGUUCGCUGUAGCACCAAAUAAUGCUAAAUGGUGCUGAAUAAUGAUCAGAUGUUUUCUAUCCCAGCACCUCCAGAGGUGAAGCAGCCCUUUUUAGCAUUUUUCCGCCCGGUGGGCCGUGCCUCCUGCAGGUAGCUGGCCCAAUGGGCUGAUGGGUAUUCAGGGGGGGAGAGGACGCACGCUGGGACUGCAAAUGAGACACGCAUUCAUGAGCAUGCAGAACUGAACUGCCUGACUACUCUGCACAGCAACAAUAUGAUGAUGAAACGCUUUUUUUUUCUCUCCCUCGCUCUCUCGCUCUCCUGAACGCUGUAACGCUGAGUGGACCGAUCUCUCUUUCUAGUCAGGCUACGAGACUUUCCCCCCACUAUCUUCUAUGUGCCGAUUGGACAAUGGAAAGUGACAGGAAAGACCAUUCGGGGUCACUGAACUGUUCUGCUGGUGUACGAAAACAAACCGUGAUGCCAAUACACUGAUUCUCUUCACCCUGCUCCCUUUAAGCAUGUCUGUGUACCACAGGAGAGGGCCAGCUUUCGCCCCCCUACCCCUCAGAACAGGUUCUGUUCUGACCCCUCCUCUACACACCCUGCACAGUGUUCUCUUGAUCAGGUUGUGUUAUGUGCUUUUCCUCUCUCUGCAGUUCAGACACACACCUCCACUGUGUACAUGAAUAUAAUAAAAAAAUAUAUGAUCUUA
Molecule: messenger RNA, 3173 nt
Organism: Salmo salar (Atlantic salmon)
Lineage: Eukaryota; Metazoa; Chordata; Actinopteri; Salmoniformes; Salmonidae
Product: GDNF family receptor alpha-4
Biological process (GO): nervous system development
Cellular component (GO): signaling receptor complex; external side of plasma membrane
Molecular function (GO): signaling receptor activity
Source: RefSeq, a predicted model, not a curated record